Aspergillus fijiensis CBS 313.89 is the source of this 1380-nucleotide messenger RNA. RefSeq names its product methionine aminopeptidase MAP1. Gene Ontology annotation, biological process: proteolysis. The transcript has 3 exons. The record is from RefSeq and is a predicted model, not a curated record. The coding region runs from base 79 to 1278 and encodes 399 amino acids. Lineage: Eukaryota; Fungi; Ascomycota; Eurotiomycetes; Eurotiales; Aspergillaceae. Gene Ontology annotation, molecular function: metalloaminopeptidase activity.
GAACAUUUCCAUACCCCUUCGGAAGCAUCGCUAUUUCUGGUUCUCUACCUCCUUCUCUGCAUUCUAGACACUUUCAAGAUGACUGCCGAAGUCACUGCCCGGAAAUGUAUCGGUGUGGAUUGCGAUAAGAAUGCUGGAACGCUACAGUGUCCAACUUGCCUUAAACAAGGGACGGAUAGCUUCUUCUGCUCGCAGGACUGUUUCAAAAAGAGCUGGAGCGAACACAAGACGAUUCACAAGAAGAGUAAUUUCCUGAGCAACCUCUUUACACCCAAAGUAGUUUCUGAACCAGAUCCAGCCACGGGGCUCUACAACCCCUUCCCUUCCUACCCUUUCGCCGGUGACUUGAGACCCGUAUAUCCGCUGUCCCCCCGGAGAACCGUCCCCAAGUCCAUCCCUCACCCCGACUACGCCAAGGAUGGUAUUCCCCGGUCCGAGCAGAAGUUCGUUGGUCGUCACAACAUCACUAUCCUGAACAAGGAGGAGCAGGAGGGUAUGCGCAAAGUGUGUCGCUUGGCUCGUGAAGUUCUGGAUAUCGCUGCACGGGAGAUCAAGCCUGGUGUCACAACCGACUACAUUGAUGAGGUGGUCCACAAAGCUUGCGUUGAGCGUGAUUCCUACCCCUCGCCGCUCAACUACGUCAACUUCCCCAAGUCGGUAUGUACCUCAAUCAACGAGAUUAUUUGCCACGGUAUCCCCGAUCAGCGCCCCUUGGAGGACGGCGACAUUGUCAACAUCGACGUGACCCUGUACCACAACGGCUUCCACGGCGAUAUCAACGAGACCUACUACGUCGGCGACAAGGCCAAGGCCAACCCAGACGCCGUCCGAGUGGUGGAGACCGCGCGAGAGUGCUUGGACCAGUCCAUCGCGCUGGUCAAGCCCGGCAUGCUGUUCCGAGACCCCGGUAAUGUGAUCGAGAAGCACGCCAAGUCCCGCGACUGCAGUGUGGUCAAGAGUUAUUGUGGUCACGGUAUCAACCAGCUCUUUCACUGCGCUCCCAACGUUCCCCACUACGCAAAGAACAAGGCGGUCGGCACGGCCAAGCCCGGCAUGUGCUUCACCAUCGAGCCGAUGAUCAACCUGGGUACUCACCGCGACCGUACGUGGCCGGAUGACUGGACCAGCUCCACUGCCGAUGGCAAGCUGUCCGCUCAGUUUGAGCACACGCUGCUGGUGACGGAGGAUGGCGUGGAGGUCCUGACCGCUCGCCUGCCGGACUCGCCUGGUGGCCCCAUUCCCAUCCCCGUGGCUGAGGAACCCAAGACAGACGCAUGAUUUUCAUUGUUGUCAGAGAGAUAGAGUAGAGCAUUCAUGAAGAGAUUCUGUAACGUCCAUGUAAACGAAUCGGUGUGUUUUUCUGUCCUUUGAAUAUCGGCG